AGCGAGCGCGCCGGGCGUACCAUGCGGCCCCGCCCCACCUGCGCUGGGCUCGCGGGCCGGGGGCGCGGGCGCCGGCGGGGCUGCGGGGGGCGGCGCGCUCGAGCGGGCAUGCGCAGUGGGCGGGGGGGGCCGGCGAUGCCGGGGGAGGCGCGGGAGCCACUGCUUAUUCGCGGCCGGGCCGACUCGGCGGCGCGGGCGGAGCGCGGGGCGCCCGCGGCGGGGCCAGCGGCCGGCGCACCAUGCCCGAGCCCGCCGCCGGGGUCCCGGCCGGGGACGAUGCCAGGCGCCCGGGAGAGGCCAGGGCGGCGGCGGCGGCGCGAUGGCGGUGACAAGCCCUGCCGGCGGCGGGGAGCGCGCGCCCUCCGGGCGGCGGGGCUGCGGACUCGCGCCGGCUGGGGCCGCGGCGCUGCUGGCCGGGGCGAGCUGCCUGUGCUACGGCCGCUCCCUGCAGGGCGAGUUCGUGCACGACGACGUGUGGGCGAUCGUGCACAACCCCGACGUGCGGCCCGGCGCCCCGCUGCGCUGGGGCAUCUUCAGCAACGACUUCUGGGGCAAGGGCAUGGCCGAGAACACCAGCCACAAGUCCUACCGGCCGCUCUGCGUCCUCACCUUCAAACUAAACGUCUUUUUGACUGGCAUGAACCCAUUCUACUUUCAUGCAGUAAAUGUGAUUUUACACUGCCUCGUGACUCUCGUGUUGAUGUACACCUGCGACAGAGCUGUCUUCAGGAGUCGUGGACUUGCUUUCGUGACAGCCUUGGUUUUUGCCGUGCAUCCUGUUCACACCGAGGCAGUGGCUGGAAUUGUUGGAAGAGCUGACGUGUUAGCGUGCUUGCUCUUUCUGUUGGCCUUUCUCUCCUACAACAGGAGUGUGGAGCAGUGCGGUGUUGGGGAGUGUUUCCCUCCCACAGCUUCUCCCUUCUUCUUGCUGCUCAGUUUGUUCCUGGGGACGUGCGCAAUGCUUGUCAAAGAGACGGGUAUCACGGUGUUCGGAGUGUGCCUGGUGUACGAUCUCUUCUCCCUGUCCCACGAGCAAGAGAAACCGAGCAACGGGGUGAUCCGCCAGCGCAGCCCGCCGCAGCCCGGGGGCACCCAGGCCUCCUUGCCGCCCGCGCCCCCUCUGCGGGAGGACGGGAAGCAGCCGCGGGCCCACCGAGGGGCCUGGGGGGGCUGCCCCUCCUCGUCUCCAGCAGAGCCGAAGAGCAGUGGAUUCCCCGCGUCUCCUCGGGCCGUGUGGUCCAUGAUGAGGUAUCUGACAGCAAGCAACAAUAGAAAUUUCCUGCUUACCAUGAGGCCAUUCUUAAAAAGGGCCAUUUUGGUCAUAAGUUAUGUGGUGGUGGUUUUGUACUUCCGUUUGUGGAUAAUGGGCGGAUCUAUGCCCCUCUUUUCAGAGCAGGAUAAUCCAGCUUCAUUUUCGCCUUACAUUCUUACAAGAUUCCUUACCUAUUCCUACCUCUUGGCCUUCAACAUGUGGCUGCUUCUUGCACCUGCUACCUUGUGCUAUGACUGGCAGGUUGGCAGCAUCCCUCUGGUGGAGACCAUCUGGGACAUGCGGAACUUAGCCACCGUCCUUCUGGCAGUUGUGAUGACCUUACUGAGCCUUCAUUGUUUAGCAGCAUUCAAGAGACUGGAGCACAAGGAGGUGUUGGUGGGCCUGUCCUUCUUGGUCUUCCCGUUCGUCCCAGCCAGCAAUCUCUUCUUCACGGUCGGUUUUGUGGUGGCAGAGAGAGUCCUUUACAUGCCGAGCAUGGGCUACUGCAUCCUCUUCGUGCACGGCCUGAGCAGGCUCUGCACCGGGCUACACCGAGGCGGGACCACCACCCUGACCGUGUCCACCACGCUGCUGCUACUGCUCUUCUCGUGGAAAACUGUGAAGCAGAAUGAAAUCUGGCUGUCAAGAGAGUCCCUGUUCAGGUCUGGAGUCCAAACUCUGCCCCACAAUGCCAAGGUCCACUACAACUACGCCAAUUUCCUGAAGGACCAAGGUCGGAACCGGGAAGCCAUUUACCACUACAGCACGGCCCUCAAGCUCUAUCCACGCCAUGCCAGUGCCCUGAACAACCUGGGAACACUGACAAAAGACACAGCCGAGGCAAAGAUGUACUACCAAAGGGCUCUCCAGCUAAAUCCACAGCACAACCGGGCCCUUUUCAAUCUCGGGAAUCUCCUUAAGUCUCAGGAGAAAAAAGAAGAGGCAAUCACCUUACUGAAGGAUUCCAUUAAAUAUGGGCCAGAAUUUGCAGAUGCAUAUUCAAGCUUAGCUUCAUUAUUGGCGGAGCAGGAGAGAGUCAAGGAAGCAGAGGAAAUAUACCAGGCUGGAAUAAAGAACUGUCCAGACAGCUCAGACUUACAUAACAACUAUGGGGUUUUCCUAGUUGAUACUGGCUCUCCAGAGAAGGCAGUGACUCAUUACCAGCAGGCCAUCAAACUUAGUCCAAGUCAUCAUGUGGCCAUGGUGAACCUGGGGAGACUGUACAGGUCCUUGGGAGACAACCGCGUGGCUGAAGAAUGGUACAAACGCGCCCUGCAGGUGGCACGCAAAGCUGAGAUAUUAUCCCCUUUGGGAGCAUUAUAUUACAACACUGGCCGGUAUGCAGAGGCUUUGCACAUUUACCGAGAAGCUGCAGCACUUCGGCCUGCGCAAAGGGAACUCCGCCUGGCGCUGGCCCAGGUUCUGGCCGUGAUGGGUCAGACGAAAGAAGCUGAAAAGAUGACCCAUCACAUUGUGUCCGAGGAGACUGGAUGCCUGGAGUGCUACCGCCUGCUGUCAGCGAUCUACAGCAAGCAGGAGCAGCAUGACAAGGCACUUGAUGCUAUAGACAAAGCUCUCCAGCUGAAACCAAAGGACCCCAAAGUCAUCUCUGAACUUUUUUUCACAAAAGGAAACCAACUAAGAGAACAGAAUCUUCUGAAUAAAGCUUUUGAGAGCUACAAAGCAGCCGUGGAACUGAAUCCAGAACAAGCACAGGCCUGGAUGAACAUGGGUGGAAUUCAGCACAUCAAGGGAAAUUAUGUGUCUGCACGAGCUUAUUAUGAGAGAGCCUUACAGCUGGUUCCAGACAGCAAACUGCUACAGGAAAACCUCGCCAAAUUGGACCGCCUGGAAAAACGAUUACAAGAAAUUCGAGAAAAGGAUCAACUGUAGCAGCAUUUGACCCAGUCUCAAGGGACGGCGCCAGUGCCUCUGGCUAAGGAGGAAGUGGCGGAAGCCUUGCUCACGUAUCAUCAGGAACUCAACCAGUGAAGCUUUCCCCUCAUGCGAGCUUGGGGGGUGCGACUGGGACAGGUGGUGACCCUGUGCUGAGGGACUUGUAUUUCCACAGGAGACAAGAAGACCAAGCGCGCUGGAGGUGUGAGGGGGAAAGAGAACAAGUCUUACACCUUUGACAGGUUGUUGUUGGCUUUCAUUCCAGAUUUCCCUUUAUAUAUUUCCCUGCUUUUCCAAGCUGGAAAUCUGAUUCCAUCUCUUAGUGUGGGCUUUGAUGUCCCAGAAAUACAGAUGCUUGAACUCUAUAGUGCAAAGCAUCUCUUCUUGAUGAGAUGAGAUAUUUCAAAGAGGAGAAAUCUGGGAUAAGCCCCUAGGGAAUUCUAAAAAGAGGUGGCUCAUUUAGUUCUGCAGAACCAGAAAUGAGUGUCUAAAAGUUUUUGUAGAACCUUCUAGAACAUGUGGGGAAAGGGCUCUUGUUAAGUGAGCUUUAUCUAAUGGCCCCCUAAAGGUAUUGCUAGAACCCUGUUGAAGAGUAAAUUAAAUUCCACUUUGGUGCAAGCUUUCCCCUUUGCCUAAUGUGUCACAGAGUAAGCUUCUAGAAUUGUGUGGAUAUUCUUAUCCCUAGAGGAAAAUCGAGGAUCUUGGUACCCCUAAUUCUUCAUGAAAAUAUUUAAGACUAUUUUAAUUUUAUUACAAGUAUUACUAGAGUAGCUGUUCCCGCUCUACAAUUUCAGAAGUGCUUUUAAAAUCAUAAACGUUUCUGCCUCCAAAUAUAUUGUUAUUUUGGUGGAGAAAAGAAAUAGUAUAUUCUACAUGAGAAAUAUUAAAGCUAUUAACUGAGAGAAAUGUUCUACUUUAUUAUCUUAACAUUCAGACAUCCUGAGAUUUAUUAUUUUUUUGAAAAAGAUAUUUAACUGUUGAGAAAUCUUUACAAUAUAUCACAAAGAUCUCAUAGAGUCUAAAUAGAUGGAAAGGGAGCUCUAUUGAUUUGUCUUCCUGGGCUUAGUGAGAAUUCUGUGCAUCGAACCCUAGUUAUGGAAACUCAGAAUUCUUAGUUCUGGGUAUGUAAUUUUUGGAGCUUUUAUGGAGAACACUCAAAAAAUCUAGGAAAAAAGUUUAAAUUCAUAAUUUUAAAUAUAUAUAUUUAUAUUUAAAAGAUAGGGAUGGCAAAGUUGAACUUAAAAUUUGACAUUUGUUUCUUAGCAUUAUUUAUUCAUAACUUAUAAACUAUUUAAUAUAUGUCUGCACACACAUUUUCUUCUCUACCUAGUGGUUUUAAUUGCAGCUUUCAAAACUGAUCAUACAAAAAUUAUAAAUCUAAGUUACAAAGUAGUUGAGUCUUAGCCCCUCAAAAAAUGUGUAUUGAUUAUUCACUUGCUAAAGAUAAAGAAAUUAGGAGUCAGCCCUCUGUGCUUGAGGUCAUAUAUUUGGAAUUGAACAAAUCGGAACACCUGAGACGUUGGCCAUCGUCAAACUUUUUUUUUUUUUAAACCUGCUCUGGGCAGUACUGUUCAUGGUGCUGAGCCGGGAGUCAUAGAGAUGCGUCAGCCUGGAGGCAUGGAGUCAAUCACACAGGCCCAGGCGAGGGCAGGGUAAAAAGCCUUGUCUUCUCAACUCAGUGUCAGGAAGCGCUGCCCCUCUCUUGUGUCUUUGUCAAGGUAAGUGUAGGUGAAAGGAAGGGAAACCUCCUUGGAAAGGGGUGAUGUGAGGGCUCUUUUAAAUGCAAACAAUUACGGAAUUUGAGUUAGCGUACGUGUGCUUGUCUGCAUCAAUAAUGUUUAUAUAUUACCAUUAUAAUCCUCUGCUAAUGCCUUUUAAUGUCAUAUAUCAUAAAUUUAUCCAAAAUGUUAUUAAAAUAGUUUUUUUCCUUCCAGAAUUAUACUUGUAUAGUCCUAAGGCCCAGACGUGUACUAUAGUGCUUACAAUAAAGUAACCAGCCCACCCCCAAAUGGAAACACAGGUAGCCUAGCUAAAAACAGUAUCUAGAACUUUAAUCCCAAUUUUUAAGAAUGAUCUGUAACCAGAACUCAAGCUUAGAAAGUGAAUGGAAAAAACUGAGCCCCAAAUUUUGAAAAGCAAUUAUGCCUUAAUUGAAGUGCUGCUAAAGGUAGGAGAGGACAUUCGGUAGGAUAAUACAGAUUUAUGGCCUAAAAGUUCCUGAAAAAAAAAAAGGGUCAUGUGGACUUCAGGAGACUUUAUGCCUUCUGGGUGCUUUUCUCUCCCUCUGUCUCUGUCUGUCCCUUUCUCUACUUGUCUUCCUCCCUCCAUUCCACUCCCCCUCUCCCUCCUUAUCUCUUUUUUGUCACUCUGUCUCCUGUCUGCUCACAUCUCUUUGAACAUAACAGUAACACUGUUGAUUGGAUCGGGUAUUUCUGUCUUGUGUUCGUACCUUCACUGAGAUGUGGCCAGUGGAAUAGCUUUCAUAGUUGAAUUGUGCCUACAAGAAAAUAAACCACGUGUUAUUUUUCAAAGACAUUAGGUGUAUUUUAUAACUUUUUAUUUGUUCUUGUAACAUGAAAUAACUGGGUAAUUUGUCCUUACCAAAUUAAAACAGGAGUGCCCCGGUUAGUCGUGGGGAUGGACCCCGGUCGCCCUUAAUGAAAGCAUGUUGGCGCGUGGGCUGGUAGCCCCUUCCGAGCUGGAACUGCACAGCCAGCUUCGGGGAUGUGCGCCCCUCAGGGCCUUGCCCUCAGAAGCCCCUCGUGCUUGGUUGAAUGCUCUGCCUCAAGUUCUUAAGGUAUUAUUUUUGAACAAGGGGUCCCGCAAUUCCGCUUUGCACUGGGUCCUUAACUAGGCCCUGAGGACAAGACAGGAGUCGCUUUAGUGUGUCUGAACACUUGAUCCAGUGAUCAGAGUUUCACGGGAGUGUGUCUCUGAGCAGCACGUGCUGUUUUUAUCUCCGCUACACGUUGAGUUCCUUGCGUACAUAUAUCCCCAUCUUGCUGCCAAUCUUUCUAACCUGUUCUUCCAUCCUACCUAGAGCCAAUUCUCCUUGCCUUCAAAGUCCCCGAUAAUGGCAGUCCUUUAACAUGUCCUUUGACAUAGGGGCCAUACGAAUGGCUUUGCAAAUAUAUUUCAACCUUCAGAAUCAUUCAGGAUUUUUUAAAUGAUUCAUGUUUUCAAUCUGUUGAUGGUAUUCAUAAAACAUGGUUCGAUGAUGUAACAUAAGUGAACUAGACCAAAGAUAACCUUAGAGGGAAAGGAAGUUUCAUGAAUCCUGAGAUAGAUUUUUUGGGGUUUGUUUUCUUUGAAGUCUAUCACAAAACAAAGAGGAUCACCAGCAGUUUAAUUCCAGCUCCCAGUCGUACUUGGCAGCCCUGCACCAGCUUCUGGUGCUCCUAACAGGUAGCACCCACUUGAUGCAGGGUUUUGCAGUGGCUGUACAAAUGCUCCUAUGCAGCUGCUUUUCAACAAGACUCAUUGAGAAAAUCCAAGGCUUUCUAAACCCACCUACAAAUACUGUAAGUUGAUGGGGAAUAAAAAUAAGUGUGUGGUUUCUUAUUGUCCCUAGUAAACAUUGCAGGCCCCUCAGGCAGAAAAGCUGCAUUCAGCUGAUAGUUGAGAUCUAUUCCCUCACACAAUGGGGCUCUCAACCCUGGCUGGACUUUAGGAUUUUUAUGAUUAUUCUUGAAAUUUUGAUGUAAAAGCAAAAUAUGUUGGACCGUUCUAAAAAUAGCACUUCCCUCGUUGGUGUUGUUUGUAGUAGCCCUAUAACUUAAGGAGAAGAAAUAAAGAGCAACCAAAGGAAUGUUUUAAUAUCAGUAAAAUAAAAUGGCACAACAGAAUUGAUGCCAUUCAUAUCUGCCCAUUGGCUCAUAUAAAAAUGUUCCAUUUAAUCACCAAAGAUCUUUUAAUAGAAGCCUUUAGGGCAUGUAGCCCCAUAAAAUCUAUACCCUUCAUGAUAUGUAGUUAUUACCAGUUUCUAAGUUUAGACUACCAUUCACUCCCCAAACUGGAAAGAUGUGUCUGUGUGCAGAAAUCCAGGAGUUCCUUCUCAUUCUCAGUGGAUGUAUUUGUAUCACGUUUGGAAGAUUCCAGUGUGCAUUAGUCCUUUUGAGGCAGUCUGGGUGGUCCACAGGAGGGGUGACCCAGUCCAAGGAGCAGGAGAUCGGGUUCUAGUCCUGCUCUGCUGCAAGGAGCUGCCUUACCCUGCGCAGGUGACCAGUAUCUCGGUCUGUUUAUCACCUGGUCAAGGACUGGUUAGUUCUGUGGAAUUGUCAAGCUCUAGGAGUCCCCUAAAACUAGCCUGAGAGCCCUCUACAUCUAAAGAGAUACCUGAUAAAUGUUGCCCUUUGUUUUAGAAAUUCUUAAGAUAAUCACACCAAAACACAUUAAAAGUAAAUGCACCGCCCAGGUGCUUUAACUUGGCAGGGGAAACUACUCUGAAUUUUGCAGUCUUGUGCACAUAAAAAUUAGUGGUUUUGUUGUGAUUACUGAGGGGAAAAGAAAACAUUUUUUAAAAUUUCCUCCUAAGGCACUAGAAUAUCUGUAGAAGCCACGGCUUGCUUUUAUAAUGUGGAGAUCAUUUACCUUGCUGUGACUCACCCUAAUCUCUCCUUUUGUCAGGGAGAAAUGAUUUUUACAUUGUGUUCUUUGUUCAUAAUUCUUUUAUUUUGUACUUUGAUCUGUUGUAUAUAACUGUACAUUUCUGUUAACUUUUGCUGUGCCAGUUAGAAAUAUAUCUCCCAUAAAGUAUUUCGUCCAUUUAAGUCAGUUUAUGUAUACUUUGCCUAGGUCCUUCCAAAUAAAGUUUAUGUAAAUGUCUAUUUUAUAUAAAAUAUAAUGAAAAUAA
Molecule: messenger RNA, 8000 nt
Organism: Manis pentadactyla (Chinese pangolin)
Lineage: Eukaryota; Metazoa; Chordata; Mammalia; Pholidota; Manidae
Gene: TMTC1
Product: transmembrane O-mannosyltransferase targeting cadherins 1
Exons: 20
Coding region: 320-3145 (941 amino acids)
Biological process (GO): protein O-linked glycosylation via mannose
Molecular function (GO): protein binding; mannosyltransferase activity
Source: RefSeq, a predicted model, not a curated record